GCCCUGCAGCACGUGGAGCAUCCCAAGAGAGGCCCUGGCCGCGCUGACGACACCGCGGGUUGCGGGCUCCGGCGUGGGGCCCAAUGGGGUACCCGGGCCACGGAGAAUCCGGGCGGGGCUUUCUGAUCCCACGCUUCCGGUGUCUUCUGGCUGUGCGAGGGCGUGAGCCUCUGUUUCUCCUAGUGGAGUCGGCCGGCCUAUCUCCUCUGACUUUCUAAAUUAGGCCGUGUUGUGGCCCGGGACUCUGCAUUUUCAGGCGUCCCUGAUGGUUUUGGUGUAUGUAGAUGAUCUGCGACCACCCUAGGGGGAACCAGCCCUCAAGGGGCCGGCACUUUCCACCAUCAGGAAGCUUAAGUGGGUGCCUCUGAGGAUGGAGUCAUCACAGGGCUGGCCUUGUGCUGAGGAGGGCCCACUGCUUUAGGAGAGACUGCCUGGGUGAGGUGUGAGAGUCGCUCUUAGCUCUUGAACUCGGUGCUCCUGGGCUCCUGUGGGCAUCAUGUUCAGAUGGCAGCUGUUAGUGAAUCAAGGGCUUAGGCCAGAAGCCCUAAAGGAUUGCGGGGUGCACCCAGGCUCACCUGAAGUCAGCCUCAGCUUCAUCUGGCCUCCCUGGGUUGUGGUUGGGUCCACUACCAGCUAGCAGAAUAGGUCUGGGACUGCCAUUGUUAGAAGUUUCUGAAAGCUAAGGGAAAACUUCAGAUGUCCAAGGGAGCGAUGGCAGACCACAAAGCAGAAGAGGUGCUAGAUAUUCUCCGGCUGAAUGUGGGUGGCUACGUUUACACUGCCCGGCGUGAGUCUUUGUGCCGCUUUAAGGAUUCUAUGCUGGCGGCUAUGUUUAGUGGUCGCUUUCCUCUAAAAACAGAUGAAUCAGGUGCUUGUGUUAUUGACCGUGAUGGACAUCUAUUUAAAUUUCUUUUGGAUUAUCUUCAUGGAGAAAUUCAGAUCCCUGAGGACGAGCAGACCAGAGCUGCCCUGCAGGAAGAGGCUGAUUACUUUGGCAUACCUUAUCCAUAUAGCCUUUCUGACCACUUGGCCAAUGAAAUGGAGACAUAUUCUUUAAGGUCAAAUAUAGAACUUAAAAAGGCUUUAACAGACUUCUGUGAUUCAUAUGGCUUAGUUUGCAAUCAGCCAACAGUUUGGGUUCUCCACUAUCUUAACACAUCUGGUGCAAGCUGUGAGAGUAGAAUUAUUGGUGUCUAUGCGACAAAAACUGAUGGAACAGAUGCUAUUGAUAAGCAGCUGGGAGGAAGAAUUCACAGUAAAAGCAUUUUUAAAAGGGAGGCAGGAAAUAACGUCCAGUACAUUUGGAGCUAUUAUUCAGUAGCAGAACUAAAGAAGAUGAUGGAUGCCUUUGAUGCCUGGGAAGGAAAAGGUGUCAGCUACUGGCGGGUGCCUCAUGAGCUGAUAGAGUGCUGGACUCUGGAAGAGCGGCCUUUGCAUGGAAGUCUACGACACAUGGCCCCAAUUCGAAAGAGGAGACUGCUAACCCUCAAUGAAGAGGAUGAAGGUGGGAACUGCAAGACUGGUCCUAAGCCAGUCAGAUUUUUGGGCCCUUCCACAAGUACCCAAAUUAAAGUCAAGAACUCUGCUUCAGUGAGGGUGGUACCUGCCAAUGCUGCCCAGACCACCUCUCAGGUGACAACAAACCAGUCUCAAAGUGGCAGCUAUGGAAAGGCAGCUCAGCGCUCUGUGUCCCCUGUGGCCACAGGGGCAUCUGGGCAUUCUCUUGCUUUCUCUAACUCCCAGAGUGCUGAAAAUGGAGCCCCACAGCCACCUCCAGCCAAGGUGCUACUCUCUGACAAGAAGUCUACACCCCACAGAGUGAUAAAGCUGAGGAGGACUCCAUUGUGUGCUGCUGUGGUACCUUCCCUACCCACCCCCUUAGGAGGAAGCCAGACCAGCUCCCCUGAGCAGCCCUCUCCUGAAGCUUCUAGCACUUUGAGUGUGCAGACCGAGAAUAGGAAAGAUCAGCCUGAUGGGUAAAAAUGGUGGGCUUGAAACUGCCUGUUUGUCUCAGAGGUUCCAAUACUUUUGAUACAGUAAGGGAUGCUGUUUCUUGAUGGAGCAGAAGGGAAAACUUAUGUUCGUGUUUAGGAUUAUUACAGGAAAAGUGAAUUCUGUGAAGUAGGAAUAGAGGACCAGAGACUUUGUGGUGGCGCUAUUAACUACUCAUUUUCCUGAAGAUUUAUCUGUGUGCAGUUUGAUUUCUAGUUUUUAAAUAUUUCUAGCUUUAUUUAAGUGGUUGUUAUCAAAGCAACAAAGCCAUCUAGCAGAGUAACCACUAGAGGAGCCCCUUUUUUGCAGAACUAUCACUCUCAGCACUUUUGUAAUGCUAUUCCUUGCAGUCCAGGGGUAGGUGUGUGAUCUGGGUGUAGGUUCCUACCAGAUGGAGAGGGGAUGUCAGUGCUGGUUGCACUGUGCCAGCCAGGGGAGGUUUCAGAGAGGGUGAGUCAGGAGAGCUGCCUGCAGUUGCUUAGUCUCCAGAGACAACGUGAAAAGCACUGACGGGGAGGGAAAAAGAUAAUUUAAGAUCACACUUUUGAUUCUCACUUAAUUGAGUCAUUUUUCUUCCUCAUUUGGCUUUCCUUGCUCUUUUUUGUUGCACUUUUUUUUAUAUAUACACCACCAGGAGAGCACAUGUGGUAAGAGCUGUAUGACAUCUUUUUGAAAUUGUUUAAAUGUGCUAUUUUAAUUUAGAUAGUGAAGGAGUUUCGUUUUGUUUUCUGUUUUUUACACGGGGUCUCCCUGUAGCCCCAGCUGGUCUGAAAUUCGCUAUGUAGACCAGGCUGGCUUCCAUCUCAAAGAGAUCUGCCUGUGUCUGCUCUUGAGACUAAAGGCAUGUUCCAGCACGCCUGGCUGGAUUUUGAAGUAUUUUGAAAAAGAGAAGUUAAAAAAGUUUUAACUUUUUAACUAAAGUUACUAUUUGUUUUUAGAAGUGACUGUUGAAGGGUCCUUCUGACUAUACACUAUAAUUUUUAUGCACAAAAUUUCCGUAUAACUUGAAUUUAAUAUUUUUAAACCAAAUGUUUGGCUCAAUCCUCUAUUUUUUCAUGACUGUUCAAUUGUGUGUGCUUACUCUGAUAUAUUAUGUUUGGUAAUUGGAUCAUAUGUUUCUACUUUGAGUGAGUGGUAUGCCUUCAAGUGUUCUCAAAACAAGAGCGGGGUACUGUGCUCAUGCUGAGCAUUGUGCUUGCAUUGCCUUGAAAGAGUAAACAUUUGUACAUAAUGUUACUUUUAAAAUAAAUAAAAACUUUUCCACAAAA
Messenger RNA from Nannospalax galili (Upper Galilee mountains blind mole rat), 3260 nucleotides. RefSeq names its product potassium channel tetramerization domain containing 18 (gene Kctd18). The coding region runs from base 697 to 1980 and encodes 427 amino acids. NCBI's taxonomy places the organism in Eukaryota, Metazoa, Chordata, Mammalia, Rodentia, Spalacidae. Gene Ontology annotation, molecular function: protein binding. The record is from RefSeq and is a predicted model, not a curated record. The transcript is spliced from 7 exons. Gene Ontology annotation, biological process: protein homooligomerization.